This is a messenger RNA of Cheilinus undulatus (humphead wrasse), 1807 nucleotides long. RefSeq names its product protein Z, vitamin K-dependent plasma glycoprotein b (gene prozb). Gene Ontology annotation, molecular function: serine-type endopeptidase activity; calcium ion binding. The record is from RefSeq and is a predicted model, not a curated record. Gene Ontology annotation, cellular component: extracellular region. The transcript is spliced from 8 exons. Bases 280 to 1701 code for a protein of 473 amino acids. Lineage: Eukaryota; Metazoa; Chordata; Actinopteri; Labriformes; Labridae. Gene Ontology annotation, biological process: proteolysis; blood coagulation.
ACUGUUUAAAAAUGAUUUAAAUGUCUAUGAUCAGACAGCAGACUAAUCUAUAACACACCAAACCUUUCAGAUUUCAUUCAAAUCUCAUAAAAACCCUCCAAAUACUGUAACAAUGUUUCUAUACGUUAAAAACUGAAGGAAGUGACUCUAAAUGCUGCUAACAGUCUUUUCUGUUUCCCAGUCUGCUGCUGGGUCUGGACCCGUGGGUGUGUAUUUAUUUGUGUACGUAUCCAUAAGUGUCUGUGUGUUUGUUUAGUCAGUGUCGUGGCGGUUGCCAUCAUGUCGGCUUGUUGUCGAGCGUCUCUUCUUUCCCUCUGCCUCCUCGGUGGCUUCCUUCAGGUCCUCAGCCAAGAACGAGUGUUUCAGGUGCCGCCCAACCACAGCGUCUUCCUGCGGUCCAAACGGGCGAAUCAGUUCCUGGUGGAGGAGAUCCUACAGGGGAACCUGGAGAGGGAGUGUUACGAGGAGCAGUGCAACUACGAGGAGGCCCGCGAGUACUUCGAGGAUGACGACCGGACGAUCGCCUUCUGGACAGUUUACUACGAUGGGGAUCAGUGCCAGCCUAACCCCUGCCUCCAUGAAGGGAACUGUACUGACAAACUAGGCGGGUUCCUCUGCUCAUGCCCAGACCCCCACUAUGGUCAGGUCUGUGAACUGAGACUACUGGAGGAUGGAGGAGCAGCCCCUACCGCACCACAGGUCAACGCAGCAGAAGUUUCAGAGUGUCCGACUGACGGACCCACGGCAUGCCACCAGGUGUGCACAGCCUCCUACUACUCCUUCAGGUGCUCCUGCUUGCCGGGAUUCAAACUACAGGAGGACGAACGCACAUGCUUACCUGAAGCUGAGUUUCCCUGUGGACAACUUCCCCCAGACUUCAGCACAACUGCAUCAAUCUGUGACCAUGGAAGGUGCCCCUGGCAGGUGUCGCUGUUAACCCGCAGAGGCGCUGUGCCCUGUUCUGGCGUUGUGCUGGGUCGACGCGCCAUCCUGACUGCCGCCAGUUGCCUCCAGCUGGAGUCUGAGCGAACACCCAACCUCCGACCGUCAGACUUCUACGUCAUCACUGGGUUAACAAAGAAUAUCUACCCAGUCCGUGCUGUGUACGUCCACAACCGUUACCGAAAGAAUUACCAUGACAACAACCUGGCCUUACUAGAGCUGGCCCACCCUUUGCCCUUUAGCCGCCUUCUUAUCCACCUCUGCCUGCCCACCAAGGACUUUUGUGAGAACAUCCUGAUGCAUUCUGGGCGAACAGGCAUCACUGCAAGACGUGGGGUCAGUGGGACCGAGGAACUGGUCUACAUGACGCUGGAUGAGUGUCGCAGUCAGCUGAAUGUCUCCCACCCAAUCAGCAAUAAGAUGUUCUGCAUGAAGUCGCUGAACGAGCAUUCAGGGGGCCUAAACCGCGCCCAGAGGAGCCUCGAUGGAGCACAGGGAGCGCCAGAGGGACCUCUGAGUAUCCAAAACAGCACCCAGGAACGGCAGUGUGGUGCUCUGCUGCCGGGGACACCUGUUGUGACCGUAGAUCGGGGGACGGUGUUUGUGACCGGGCUGCUGUUGUCUUCAUUGGAAGGUUGUGACGAAAGCGGUCUUGUGUUCACAAAACUGUCCCGCUACCUGAACUGGAUCAGACCAAGAGUGGAGGCCGCUGAGGAUCACAUGACCCAACAGGUCAUCCAGUACCCUGAGAAUGACUAAGAACUGGCCCUCCGCAGAUCAUCACUUUAAAAAUUGUGUUCAAUGUAGAUCUGACAUUUCUGUGAUAUAAAAGGUUUGAAUGUAUUAAACUCACCUGUAGAAAAUA